Messenger RNA from Cyclopterus lumpus (lumpfish), 296 nucleotides. RefSeq names its product dnaJ homolog subfamily C member 10-like. Lineage: Eukaryota; Metazoa; Chordata; Actinopteri; Perciformes; Cyclopteridae. The record is from RefSeq and is a predicted model, not a curated record. Bases 24 to 296 code for a protein of 90 amino acids. The transcript has 4 exons.
AUGGUCUAGUUAAGGUGGGUUGGAUGGACUGCACCUCACAGGAACAGCUCUGUGACAGUUUCCAGGUGACCAGUGGAGUGACUGCUUUGUUCCCACCUGGAAGUUCUCUGGAUCUACAAGGCAGCAUACUGUGGCUGAAUACUCUGGACAGUAAGGAGAUUUACAACGAGGUCAUCAACCACCUGCCUGAUCUGGAACAACUGACCAGUAACAACUUCCAGAGUAAGCUCGCCCAUCAUCGCUGGUUGGUGAGUUUUAUGUUUGGAAACGGAAGCCCCGCCUCCAAUGCCAUUUAG